AUGGCUAUCCAAAUAGUUUCCGACCUUCAUCUCGAGUCCCCGAGAGCUUACGAUAUUUUCGAAAUUGUGCCACAGGCACCUUACCUAGGCCUUCUUGGCGACAUAGGAAACGUUGCUGCGCACAAGGAGGAGUGCCUCGCUUUCUUGACACAGCAGCUUCGGCAAUUUCGCGCUGUUCUAUUCGUCCCUGGAAAUCAUGAAGCGUAUCAUUCCAGCUGGGGUAUCACUCUCAAGAUUCUUCAGGAUUUCGAAGCAGCUGCGAAAAAGGACUCGUCACUAGGAGACUUUGUACUACUCGACCGCUCUAUGUUCCGGGUACCAGACUCCAACGUCGUCAUCUUAGGCUGUAGCCUGUUCUCUCUCAUUCCGCCCGAAAGCGCCGAUUCGGUCAGCAUGGGACUCCAGGACUUCUUCCAGAUCGAUGAUUGGGAAAUCAGCUCGCAUAACGAAGCCCACAAACGAGAUCUUUCUUGGCUCAAUUCCCAAGUCGCAGAGCUCGAGAAGUCUGAGGUCAGAAUCAUCAUCUUUUCACACUGGAGUCCGACGAGAGAUGCUCGGGCGUCUGAUCCAAGGCAUUCACAGAGUCCCAUCAACAGUGGUUUUGCCACGGAUUUAUCAAAGGAGGAUUGCUUCAAAAGCGCCAGAGUCAAAAUUUGGGCAUUUGGUCACACGCACUACAACUGUGAUUUCAGCGUUGAGAGGGAAGGCGAUACAGAGCCUCUGAGGCUGAUUGCGAAUCAGCGAGGAUAUUACUUCGCGCAGGCAGCAGGAUUCGAAGAGAAUAAAGUCAUUGAGAUAUGA
This is a messenger RNA of Colletotrichum acutatum, 801 nucleotides long. Its product is annotated as calcineurin-like phosphoesterase. The transcript has a single exon. Lineage: Eukaryota; Fungi; Ascomycota; Sordariomycetes; Glomerellales; Glomerellaceae. Bases 1 to 801 code for a protein of 266 amino acids. Gene Ontology annotation, molecular function: hydrolase activity. The record is from RefSeq and is a predicted model, not a curated record.